Sycon ciliatum is the source of this 2433-nucleotide messenger RNA. RefSeq names its product cyclic AMP receptor-like protein A. The transcript is spliced from 14 exons. Gene Ontology annotation, molecular function: cAMP binding; G protein-coupled receptor activity. NCBI's taxonomy places the organism in Eukaryota, Metazoa, Porifera, Calcarea, Leucosolenida, Sycettidae. Gene Ontology annotation, cellular component: plasma membrane. The record is from RefSeq and is a predicted model, not a curated record. Bases 314 to 1276 code for a protein of 320 amino acids. Gene Ontology annotation, biological process: adenylate cyclase-activating G protein-coupled receptor signaling pathway; cell surface receptor signaling pathway.
GUUGCUGUUGUGCCAGUUCGUCCCCGAGUUGUUCACAGCUACAGAAGAAAACUGCUCAGUGGUGUUACUCGUACUUGGUUGGAAAGGGAAUUCGGUCAGUAGCCACGAAAAAGGGCUUCACUCUUCACGUCGGGCUUCGCUCGGGUGAUUGUGUAGUCUUCAGUUCCUUUUUUCCGUUCGUAAGGAGUUGAUCGCUUGGGUCACGUCAGAAUUUGAGUAUCUGCUACAAAUUAUCGUAGAUCGUGUACCCUUCCAGCACUCUCUGCAUCUGGCUCUGUUUGACCUGUGAAAGUGUCGUCCCCUGAUCCGCUUCAUGAUGAAUUGUUCUCUAUUCCCCGACAAUCCCAAUCACUGUACUGUCAUCAUAAACAUUAGAAGAGCAUUCUCUACACUGUCCCUGGUAGGAUGUAUUUUCGUCAUCUUCAUCAUCUGGCUCUUCAGAAAAUACAAAUACUUUGUACAGCGACUCAUCUUAGCCUUGACAGUGGCAGCAGCAAUGGAUAGUAUUUCGUAUCUAAUGGGUGCUAUUCAUGAAGAGAGAGAGCCAAUUUGUGUGGUACAGGCGUUCUGGAUGUCCUUCUUCGACUGGGCAGUACUGCUGUGGGUGUGCUGUAUAGCAUUCAAUCUCUUCAUGAACGUCAUCAGACUACGUAGAACUGAGAAUUUUGAGAAAUGGUAUCAUGUGAUAUGCUGGGGGGUAUCACUGAUCAUGGCCUGUAUACCUAUCAAGCAAUACGGUCCAGCGGGUGCUUGGUGCUGGAUUGAAAGGGGAGAGACCGGACUGAGAUUUGGCACGUGGUAUGUACCAUUGUUUAUCUUGAUUGGUAUGCUCUUCUUGGUCUACAUCUACAUCAUCGUUACUAUACAGAGACAGGUCCGUCGUUGGGAUGGAACAUACAAUCCAGAGACACAGCGUGACAAGGAGCGUCUAAAGGAAGACGUGCGGCCUUUGAAAGCUUACCCUGUCAUCUACUUGGUCUUGUCAAUUUUCCCACUUGUCAACAGAAUCCAGAAUGCAGUUUCCAACGACCAGGCCAUAUUUGCGUUAUGGGUACUGCACGCAAUAUCCUCACCGCUUCAAGGAUUCUUUAACUCAGUGGCCUUUGCGCUGGACAAAGAAACCUUCAGCCGGCUAAACCUAACACAGAUGAGGAUUGCAUUUCAAAGUCGGCGUGCAGGCAGGAAAGUGCAGGAGUAUCCGAGCGGUGGCGGUGGAGGCACAUCCGAUGGAGAUAUGGUGCCAAUUGCCGACCAUGCCGAAUCAGAAAGUGAAUAGCCACUGUCUUGAUGAUGCUGUUAUCUCCACAGUCAGUAUUGUGGACCUGGACCAGAACACAACUAUCGUGCUGCGGACGAUGUGGCUAAUACGACAACGGGCGCUGCUGCCGCUUCCGCCGGUGGUGUCACUGUUAAUUUUUAGUGUGACUUGACUAACUUACACUGCCGUACGGAUAUGUGUGUACCGGUAUGACUACGCCGCCAUACGAAUGUAUGUAUGAUUGCUCUCAGUCUCCGGAUCCAUGCCAGUUGUGACAGUAUCGACAGGCGUUACCAUGACCACACGCGUUGUUUGCACCUUGUCUAGCCUGUUGUGUAGGCAUGGUAACCUGCGGCUGUACCAUGCGUGUAAGUUACUGUACGUGUACUAUGUGAAUACCGAUUGAUCUAUCAAUGAUGUUCAGUGGCGAUUGAUGAGUGGUGCGAGGUAGCAAGUAAGCAACGUUUGGCACACUGCUCACCUCACCUGUAGUCUCUCUGUCCAUCCACUCUUUGUCAGCAACCUGCCUAGAUAUGGCUUAUUGCCAUCUCUUAACGUCUUGCCGGCCACCAGUUGCCAUGGUAACUGGAAAUGGGUCUGGCGGUCUAGCCCUGCUUCAAGUGUUUGUUUCUCAGCAGUGUAGGAUUGUGCCCGUACCGAGAGCAGAACAGUCAUUGUCUAUGUGACUAGCGGUACAUGCAGACUGGCAGUGUGCUACGGCUGCUUGAUUCUCUUUGAUCUGCUGCUUUUCUCACUUGAUUGUGACUACCUAUAGUAUAGUCUAUAGCAAGAGUACAUGAUUGUACUCUUGUCAAUAGUGAUACACUGAACUAUGUGAUAUGGAGACGUCUCGAUUCGGCGUGUCAGGCAUAGCCAGUAGUGUCUGAUCUAUCAUUGUUUAGAUUUGCGUUGAUUGGUCUUGUUCUCCGUGCCAAAGCGGCCCUACUUUCUAGAACAGUAGGUAUAUUUAUUCUGUCGUCUCCAAAAAUCCUUUCUAGCCUUGUUUGUGUAGAUUUUUAGCCGUGUUAUGUGUAUUUGCUCUUUUAUUUUUGCUCCGACUCCUUUGCUGCUUGCAGACAUGCUGUUAUGUUGACCAAUUUGUCUCCUUGCUGUUUGAACAAUAGUGUCACAAGUAGCGCUCCCCUGAUGUAACUGCUGCAGUGAGACAAACUUGA